Sinocyclocheilus grahami is the source of this 589-nucleotide messenger RNA. RefSeq names its product protein O-GlcNAcase-like. The transcript is spliced from 2 exons. Gene Ontology annotation, biological process: glycoprotein metabolic process. Gene Ontology annotation, molecular function: beta-N-acetylglucosaminidase activity. The record is from RefSeq and is a predicted model, not a curated record. NCBI's taxonomy places the organism in Eukaryota, Metazoa, Chordata, Actinopteri, Cypriniformes, Cyprinidae. The coding region runs from base 185 to 589 and encodes 134 amino acids.
CUGUAGAUGCUCUGUCUAAAUAAAACGUUGCUGUUGGCUGCUUGAAUUCCCAGCUGAGGUGUCCCAGUUUGAGCUGUGCUUUUAGGUUUAUUUGCAGCACAUCUGAAGCUUUCUGCUGAAACAGCAGUCUGGUCCACCUGUUAGUCCUUAGAGGGCUCGCACUUUGUGGAACGAAAGCUGUCAGAUGCCUUCACACACUAUCUCUCUCACUCUCUGUCCUCAGUCUGCCAUCUACAAGAUCUGCAAAGAGAUGUUUACUGAGGACUGUGACGGCAUCUCUUUCUCAGAUGAGUCACCGGACCUUAUUGGAGACAGGUUAGUGGGAGGUUUCCUGACACUCAGCCCAGACUAUGGCUUUGUGCUUGAGGAUGAGGAAGGUAUCUGCGGCUAUGCUCUGGGCACUGUGGAUGUCAAACCUUUUGUGAAGAAAUGCAAGAUGAGUUGGAUUCCAUUCAUGCAGGAGAAAUACAACAAGCCAGACACAGAGAAGGACAUGUCAGAGGCUGAGGUUAGCAUGUCAUGUCUUCAUCAAACCCAACAAACUAUUCUUUUUAUGGAACAAUUUACUGAAUCUUCAGACAAAAUCUAA